AUGCCAUUUUUCAACCCGUUCCGAAAACACGACCAAACAACCUUCCACGGUGUCGUCAUUCCCCUUAGCAGUGCCCCAUCGCAUGCGCGCCCAGAAAGCCCAGCCCUGGAAAAGAAGGGAAGUCCAAAGGAGAAACCUGAUGAUUCCAGUCUGGACAAGGCUCCAUCGCAGGAGAACGGCUCUGCCGCUUCCAUCCCCGAGCGCAGCCAUCUGACCAUUGAAUCUCUUCGUGCGGAGAUCGAGUCUGAUGUUGCUGCUUCGGGGCAUGAUACUGCUUAUGACCGCAAAUCAAAGGUGAUUAACCGAGCAAUCCAGGAUAUCGGCAUGGGCCGUUAUCAAUGGGAAUUGUUCUGUCUUUGUGGGUUCGGUUGGUUGGCAGACAAUGUCUGUGCUUUGUUCGCCUGCCUGGGCCUCGGUGUUGGCGGUAAUCUGCCGGUUGAUGGCGCUCUUUUCUUGGAAUUUCUGCCUUUUGCUUCCGGAAAUCUCUUGACCAUGCUGAGUGUAUGGUGGCCUGUUGGUCAACUUAUCGCUAGUCUUAUUGCAUGGGGCCUCAUCCCCAGUUAUAGCUGCGCCGAUGACCUGCCCUCCUGCAAAGCAGUCGGUGACGGAGUCGCCUGCUGCGGAAAGGACAACAACAUGGGCUGGAGAUACUUCGUGCUCACUAUGGGCUCCUUGACCAUUGUCAUGUUUAUCUGCCGCUUCUUCCUCUUCCAUCUCUACGAGUCCCCAAAGUUCUUGCUCGCCCGUGGUCGCCAGGAUGAAGCUGUUGCUGCAGUCCACGGAAUUGCCUACAAGAACAAGACUAAGACUUGGCUCACCGUGGACAUUCUCAAUGAGAUUGGCGGCUACCCCGAGGAGAACGCCCCCCAAACGCUCAGCACCAAGGAAAUCGUCCAGCGAAACCUGUCCAAGUUCUCUCUGCAGCGCGUCCGCCCCCUGUUCGCAACCAAGAAACUCGGCUUUACCACGGUUAUCCUCUGGUUCUGCUGGACCACAAUCGGAAUGGGCUACCCCCUCUUCAACGCGUUCCUGCCCCAGUACAUCAAAAACGCCGGCGGCUCCACCGAGGCCUCCACCUACGUCACCUACCGCAACUACGCCAUCACUUCCAUUGUCGGCGUGCCAGGCUCCAUCCUGGCGUGCUACACCGUCGACAUCAAGUACAUCGGCCGCAAAGGCACAAUGGUCAUCUCGACCCUCAUCACCGGCGUCCUCCUCUUCUGCUUCACCGCCUCCACUAACUCCAACGUCCAGCUCGUCUGCAGCUGCCUCGAGGCCUUCUUCCAGAACAUCAUGUACGGCGUCCUCUACGCCUACACCCCCGAGGUCUUCCCCGCCCCCAGCCGCGGCACCGGAACGGGUAUCUCAAGCUGUCUGAACCGCAUUGCUGGGCUGUGUGCGCCCCUCGUCGCCAUCUACGGCGGGAGCUCAAACCCCAACUCCCCCAUCUACGCCUCUGGUGGACUCAUCCUUGCGUCCUUUGUCGCAAUGUGCUGUCUUCCUAUCGAGACGAUGGGGAAGCAAUCGCUGUGA
Molecule: messenger RNA, 1533 nt
Organism: Aspergillus fumigatus Af293
Lineage: Eukaryota; Fungi; Ascomycota; Eurotiomycetes; Eurotiales; Aspergillaceae
Source: RefSeq, a predicted model, not a curated record